This is a messenger RNA of Harpegnathos saltator (Jerdon's jumping ant), 2352 nucleotides long. It is a transcript of the gene Pus7, whose product is annotated as pseudouridine synthase 7. Gene Ontology annotation, molecular function: RNA binding; pseudouridine synthase activity. Gene Ontology annotation, biological process: pseudouridine synthesis. Bases 18 to 2252 code for a protein of 744 amino acids. The transcript is spliced from 6 exons. NCBI's taxonomy places the organism in Eukaryota, Metazoa, Arthropoda, Insecta, Hymenoptera, Formicidae. The record is from RefSeq and is a predicted model, not a curated record. Gene Ontology annotation, cellular component: nucleus.
AUUAGAUCAUUCAGGUUAUGUUUACACGCGUGUUUUUACUCCACACGAUUGAAUACAUAAUGUCAACUGAUAAUACCGUUGUUGCGAGUGUUAUUUCCAGCGGUAAUAACAAAAGUCGCAGUAAUUUCAAAUCAGGCUUGAGAGGUGGUCGCCAAAGCUAUUCUAAUAGAGGAGGCAUAAAACGCAGAUUUGAGCGACUUCCACGAGAAAAUUGGAAAAAAAACAAAUUGGACGUCGGCAAUAGACUCAAGGAAUCUGACAUAGACAUUACAGAAUACGUCGGCAAGCAUACUGGUUUCUCUGCAAUAAUCAAAGAAAGAUACACAGACUUCCAUGUCAAUGAGCUUGAUCUCAAUGGACAAGUAGCCAAGCUGACUCAUCAAGACAUUCCACAUGAACCAGAGGAUGAUCAGGACAUUGAAGAUCUGAAGAAAUUGAUACCAUCAGCAAUAUGGGAUCAAUUGCAUACUUUGAAGGAAGAUGAUCCUUCGUCCUCCUCAGGCAUAGAGAUUGAUGUAACGAGCCUAGAUAAAUCUGAACGCAAGGCUAUUCAUACAAUUGCAAAGAGACUAGUGAAUGCAAUUAGCCAAACAGUAAAUAAAGAAGACAAAAAAUUUAUCACUGUUGUGCCAAAUAGCCAAGACAAUAAGAUUGCUAACAAAAUGCGCAAAGAUAACAGGAUAGAUUGGAAAAAACGCGGUGGCGAUUACUGUCACUUCCUAUUGCACAAAGUGAAUAUGGAUACAAUGGAUGCUUUAAAUCAGCUGGCUGCAAGCCUACGAAUACGGCCAGACAUUUUCAAUUAUGCCGGUACAAAAGAUCGUCGAGCAUGGACGACCCAGUGGGUGAGUUUGAAGAAGAUAGAUCCCCGUGACAUACUGAGAAUGGGAAAAACUAUACACGGCGUGUAUGUAGGAAAUUUUAAGUAUGCCAAAGAUUGCCUAAAACUAGGCAUGCUGCAUGGCAAUCAAUUUAGAAUAGCGCUGAGGAACGUACAAGGGUCAGACGAGGAGAUUGAGCAAGCAAUGACGUCAUUGCGCGAUAAUGGCUUCAUUAAUUAUUACGGUUUGCAAAGAUUUGGUUCAAUAGCUGCUAUACCCACGCAUGAUAUCGGAAAGCGUCUACUUCAAGGUAAAUGGCACGAAGCGAUAGAACUGAUUUUGAAACCGCGGGAAAGAGAGCAAGAUAAAGAAUUGGCAGAGGCUAGACAGAUUUACGCGGAAACUAAAGAUGCCCAUGCCGCUUAUGCCAGGAUCAAGAGAGUUGAUAAAAUCGAAGCCAGGCUCCUGAAAGGCUUGCAAAUAUCAGGCAACAAUAAUCUUGUAGGCGCGCUCGAUUUCGUACCCAGAAACAUUCGAUUAAUGUAUAUACACGCCUACCAGAGCUUCGUCUGGAACCACAUCGUGUCAAGAAGAAUAAAACAAUUCGGCACGAAUGUAAUUGUGGGUGAUUUGGUUUAUGACAAGCAAAAUUGCAAAGAGGAUAUAACUAACGAGACGACAGAUCGCUCUCUGGAUGACACUGACAAUGUUAAAGACGAAAGUGAUGUUACUUCUACUGAAAAAAAGGAUAUCGAUUCAAUUGUGGACAAAGAAACUGAAGAAAAACCAGAAACUACCAAAGCGACUGACGAUUUAACGGAAGAAGGCGUAAACGACCUUCCCGUGGUAAAAAUUCUCACAAAAGAGGAUUUGUCAAACUACACUCUAGCCGACGUUAUUAUACCUCAGCCUGGCUGGAAAGUUACAUAUCCACCAUACGCUAAGCCUUGGUUCGACGAAUUUUUAGACAAAGAUGGACUAACUACCGAUCUCAGACAGAAAAAUAAGAAGUACAGUUUGGGUGGUUCCUAUAGAAAAAUAUUAGGAAUUCCAACAGACUUAUCAUGGAAAAUUAUGCGCUACAAUGAGAAGCAUGACGAUCUUAUUCUUUCGGAUAUCGAUGAAAUGAGAAAGCAUGCGCCUGCACAGGAUAAACCAGAUGGACAGUACAAGGCAUUGAUUGUGGAAAUGUGUUUGAAAUCUAGCAAUUAUGCUACUAUGGCACUUCGUGAAAUUUUGAAGAAUGAUACUUCAGCAGAGACGCAAGCUGCAUUAUCUGCUUCUCAUUGUACAGAAGAUACACAAUCUGACGUUACCGCAGAAAAAAUAACAAAUGAAUCUCUCUCUGGUAGCCCAGACUUGACAGAAUCUGAGGACAAUACAGGAAAAAGUCAUAAUAUAAAACUUGAUGAAGACUCUACUGAUGCAUGAAAUGAUGAAAUCAGAUAAAACAAGAGAUGCUGUCAAGCUGUAACAUUAAGUUGUAUGUGAAAUAUCAUUUAUUAUACACAAUAAAUCAUAAUUAUAUAUA